This is a messenger RNA of Stylophora pistillata, 951 nucleotides long. RefSeq lists its product as uncharacterized. The record is from RefSeq and is a predicted model, not a curated record. Gene Ontology annotation, molecular function: protein binding. Lineage: Eukaryota; Metazoa; Cnidaria; Anthozoa; Scleractinia; Pocilloporidae.
ACGAGGAACACCAUGCGACGGUUUAUGUUACAUUGAGACUGGUUAAACUGUCUUUGACGUGGCUGUCCAAUGAAGAUUUUUAUACUACUGAGCACGGUUUUCAUCUGUCUUUUCCCGAAUACAGUAGCAGGAAAGUUUGUGUUCUCUUAUGACACUACACUUGCCUUGGAGGGAUCCAAUACGACACUUAUCUGCCAAGAUACAGACAGCAAAGUGCCACUAAACAUAACCUGGUCCUUUCAAGGUACCUCGGGUCAUUUCGUACUGUUUGAAAAUGGUCUGGCGCCUAAUCUCAGUGAAAACAAAUACAAGCUGUCAAACGCAGCGACUAAACUGCAGAUUAAUAAGCUUUGCGCCAACGACACUGGAAAGUACAUUUGUUGCAUCCGAGGAAAACAUGGAGAGACUAUUCUGAGUGCUACGGCUCUUUUGACCGUGGAAGCUUUUUCCCGAAAUGGCCGACCCGCGAAUAAUCUACAUCCCGUAACUACAGCGCCUUCCGCAAGUGCUUCAAAUCCCAAAAAUUCUUCCAAUGCGUUGAAUGCAUCAGAUCCCGUGAGUGCAGCAAAUCCCUCGAAGGCAUCAAAUCCCGCGAGCACAGGGCAUUCCGGAGGUAUGCUAUCCUCAUCACAAGGAGAAGUUCCUGCUCCCUUAAACAAACUUCAACCGUCACCCACAGUAGAAUCUACUCUACCAACUACCGUGCGAGGAACAACAUCUCAUCCUGUUUUGUCGGCCUUGUCGAAAAAUCCUGAUGGAAGUACUCUAGCAAGCCAGAGUUGUGGCAACCUCAGUGACGACACAGCGACCGCAGUUGCGUUCAACGAAAACGAGACUUCACCCAGUUUGAUGAUGAUCAAGGAAGAAGGACGAUUGAAACUGCAAUGCAGUUAUUGUGUGAAAUCUUCCAACCAGGCAGUCAGUCUAUUCUGGUACAAGGAGAAUCAGGUG